AUGAAGGCUGCAAUUGAGAAAGUUAAAGGCAAUUUAUCAUCUCAUAGAAUGACCAUAAAAGAUAUAGUUUAAGAAGUUCUCAAGAAAUCUGAUGCAGACUUCUAGGAUGAUGAAGAUCUCAAAAACAUUGUGGCAUUGCUGUAGAAAGAUCCAAAUUAAAGAUCCCAAUUGGAUGUGGAUAAAAUUAGAUUGUCAUUUUUUAGAUUCAAGUUUUUCUCAGAAUUGGAAUAGUCAAUGGGAGCUGAAAUGGUUUAAGGAUUAUAUAAAUAAUUGGGUUACGAAUUAUAGAAGAAAAGACAGACAAUAUUUAACAUAGGCGACAUUGGAAAGAAGUUUUAUAUAAUUCUGAAGGGCAGUGUUUGGGUUCUGGUGUAGAAAAAGGGAUUGCAAGAAGGAUCUGGUCCUACAGAGGAGGAUUAAUAAUAAGAAGAACAAUUAAAGAACGAAAAAAAUAAGGAAAUGAUGGAGAACAUGAAAAAGAGCACAAGAAAAAAGUCUAAGAAAUCAAAACAUUAGGCAUUCGUCACGCAAGUAACAUUAGAUGACAUCUUUGCCACAAUGACAGAUUAAGAAUAUCUAGAUACUCAAUUUCCAACAUUAACAAAAGUAGGAAUAAUUAAUGCGGGGGAAAGCUUUGGAGAAAUUGCAUUGACUAAACAAGUGCCAAGAACAGCCACUAUUGUUGCAGCAGAAGAUACACAUUUUGCUACAGUUACUAGGGAUUAAUUUAAUAAAUUGUUGUCUGUUUUUUAUGAAACACAGCAAAAAUAGAAUAUUGGAUUUUUAAGUAAAGUUGCCAUAUUUUCUGAUUGGAAUGAAUAGAUGCUAAAUCAAUUGUAUUACCAUUUCAAAUUGGAGGAGAGAAAGUUAUUCUAAGUGAUUUACAAGGAAGAAGAAGAAGCAAAUACUAUAUAUUUACUUAAAUAAGGAGAAAUAGAAUUGUCACGCUCUGUCGAUAUUACUUAAUAGUAACUUACUCCUAAUCUUACACUGUAAAAAUUCUUUACUAAAACUGAAAGAAAAUUCGAAAGGGUUCGUACUUCUGUGAUAACUGCAGGUUAGAUCUUUGGACAUGAAGAAGUUUUGGCUGGAACUAAAAGACAAUAUAGAGCCAUGAGUAUAAGCUAGAAAGUCGUUUAUUUUGUAUUAGAUAAAUAGAGAUUCUUAUAGUAUUUUUAGAGGGGAUAAGCAAUUCAGAAACUCUAAAAAUUUGAUGCCAAGAAGCUAAAUUAAAGAACAUAAUCUUUGGAUAUCAUUAAAGAGCUUAAAAAAAUACCUUUAUUCACUGAACAUAGAGAUGUCCCAUUCAUAGACACAGCAUAAACUAAGACUAGAAUUAAGAACUCAGUCGAAAGAAUAGGAAAUCCAGUUGAACAUACAGGAUAUGAAAUGUUGCAAGGACAUGGCCAUAUAAACAAAGCACAUUAUAAUUUCAGAAGGAAUAUUGACAUUAUCAAAUAGAAUGUUUAGAACAGCGAACCAUUAUCAUUAGAUAAAGCUCUAUUUCACAUUGAGGCUAGCAAAGGUUCUUAGAUAAGCAUCAUCAAUAAAGUCUUUCCUGCAGCUGCAAGACCUAAAUAUUCAAUACCAGAAUGCUCUAUAUCAUCUUAAACGAUUAUUAAAUCUCUGAAGCUACCAAGGAUCUUAACUGAGGUCGAUUCAGUCAUGCUUAAUAGAACAAAUAAGGAGUACUUGAAUAGUUUCAAAGCUUCCUCUAUCUACUCAAUAGGGUUACCCGAUGAAUCAUAAAAAACAAUAAAUUGAUACUUGUUUCUUUAUUUAAUAGAGCUUAUUUA
This is a messenger RNA of Paramecium tetraurelia, 1796 nucleotides long. RefSeq lists its product as uncharacterized. NCBI's taxonomy places the organism in Eukaryota, Ciliophora, Oligohymenophorea, Peniculida, Parameciidae. The record is from RefSeq and is a predicted model, not a curated record. The transcript has 5 exons.